AUGUCGACGCCGACGCCUGCGAUGAAGCACCGGAGGCUUGAGGACCAAGAGACAUUCGUCCCACCUCUGUUUCACAUGCCUGUGCGGCCCCCGGCUAACGGCUUCCCAUGCGAAACAGACAUCGUCAUCGCAGGGGCCGCCAAAAACAGCAGUAGUGGGAACAAGGGCAUUGACAGCAAGGCGCUUCUACUGAAUGCCUCGCCCACGCUGGAGUUCCCAGCAGAGGAUGCAGCAGCGCUUCUUACAGCGCUGCGGCAGCACCCAAAGUGUGCGGAAAUACGUGAGCAGCUCGAAGGCAUCAACGAGGCGUACAUUGAGAGUAUAUUCGGUGAGGAGGACGCCCGAGAGGACGACACGCGCCGGCGUGUGGAUUACAACAGUGCAUGCGCUGUUCUCAAGUCGAAUUCGUCAAAGAGGCUUUCCAUAUGUGUUUCGUGCCUCACGCGUGGCCAGCACCGGCACUACCGCUCGUGGAUGAUCACGUACAUGCAAACAGGCGUGCUACCGAAGGCAACAGAGGAUUACCCCGAUAUGAGCACCGUGCUCGACCUUGUCCAGCGCGAGCAGACGGCGUAUCUGCACAAAUUCAUGGAGGAGACCAUCUCGUGUGAGGCGUGCAAGCUGGAGGCCGGAUACAACAAACGGUCCCUGGGGGCGGGCGAAGCAUCGGCGUCGCACCGGGCCUGCUGGAACCACAACUACUUGGACGAACAUGUGGAGCGUUUCGCGAAGCGCUGGUGGCGGUACCGGCUUGAAUCGCAGGUACAGCUGUGCCUUCUGGAUGCAGAAGGAAACGAGAGCAGAAACGACAAGAGCAAGAACGAUACAGUACGCGAGGUUGUAUGGGACUUGAAGAAAACUGCGGCCUCAGCGGAGGGAAUGCCGCUGGCUACACUCACUCCUCGCACACGUCAGUUGGCUACCCGACGUGUCGCCGACACCAUCGCACUGCGCGAGUCGUUGGGGAGGUCGCGUGUGCUGCCGGCCGUCGCGAUUCCACCGUCUCUGCCGCUGCCGGUGCAGCAGCUCGAUGAGCGCGAGCCAAAGCUGCAUCCCACCACCCACACCGAGCAGCAGCACCACGAGGAAGAAGGUGUGGAGAAAGAGGAGCGGCCACCGGUGCAUCCUGUCAAAACGGUGCCGGGCGUGUCAUUCACUGUCCGUGUGUGCAAGUCAGCGCUGCUGGAGUUGGCGACGGCACACCUGUCGUCAUGCCGCGCGGGAUUCCGCCUGCCGCUGCGCUGCACGUGGCACCCAGAGGAGCGGCGGCUGCACAUUUGCUUCGACAAGCCGCUGCCGGCUGGCCGCGAGUCUCGGCGUAAUAUAAGUGCGUCGGCGCUGAAGCGUCUGGUGGACAGCGAUCCGCAUCUCCCGUCGAACGGCCGCUGCAGCGUGAUGGGCCGUGGCGAGAGCAGGUGCUACGCGGAUGUGUCGUUUGGCAAAGACAUCUCCAUUCAGUGUGUGGCAAACUGCGCCUACGACAUCAACGGUCACAACCCUGUCUUCCGGAUGGUGAAGAUAGAGUACAACUGCAAAGGNCAGUGUGUGGCAAACUGCGCCUACGACAUCAACGGUCACAACCCUGUCUUCCGGAUGGUGAAGAUAGAGUACAACUGCAAAGGCUACAACACCGUCCCCGACGAUGAGAAGACAUUCCACUACGAGAGCUUUAGUAAGCGGGAGGUGGUGCGGAUGUGGGUGCUUCUUCACUGCUAUCCCACUGCCAUACUGUAUGUCUACCGUGUCAACGCGUACUCGAAUGCCGUGAUUGGAAUCGAGCAAUUCUCCGCUGUGUCCUUUAUGAGCCAGGUGAUGGGGCUAUGGUCGAGCGACGCGGAGGUGCAGCGCACGUGGAGUUCGCUUCACGACGUACUGGAGAAUGUUGUGUCUGCCGUCGUACGGCAAAAGCUUCCGUUGUUGGAACAACCUGAUGGUGCGGGUAACUUCACCUUCAUACUCUCCAAAGAGUUGGGUGACGGCAGUUUAAGUCUUUGCUCUGUGCGAGCCUGCUACCCGCAGCUGCAGCUAGACGAGACGGUAACGUCCUUUAUUGAGCCGAGCAGCCGGGCGGUGUGCCGGCGUGAAUACCUGCCGCCGUGUGUGUGGCCCUUUCACGACCGCAUUCCCUACACAUACGCCCCGGCCCCCAAGACGUGUUACGUCAUCAACCGCACGACGGAGACGCGACACGAGUCCGCGUAUUAUGCCAAGCACGACGUAUGGCACCAUGAGUCACGUUACUACACGGUCGGGGAGGACGGCAUCGUGCGCGAGCGGCUNGAGCCGUAG
This is a messenger RNA of Trypanosoma grayi, 2289 nucleotides long. RefSeq lists its product as hypothetical. The transcript has a single exon. NCBI's taxonomy places the organism in Eukaryota, Euglenozoa, Kinetoplastea, Trypanosomatida, Trypanosomatidae. The record is from RefSeq and is a predicted model, not a curated record. The coding region runs from base 1 to 2289 and encodes 762 amino acids.